Miscanthus lutarioriparius is the source of this 1026-nucleotide messenger RNA. The record is from the annotation of a GenBank genome assembly. Lineage: Eukaryota; Viridiplantae; Streptophyta; Magnoliopsida; Poales; Poaceae.
AUGGAUGAGCACAUGGGAAGACGAACAGUCGGCGGCCUCCUCUUCACCAAGGGAGGAUCAAUUCUUCUCUUCAGAGAAGAUGGUUCGCGCCCCAAAGGCAAGAACUGCUGCUCGCGCCAUGGCUGUAGUGGUCAGCAUUCUACUGACAAAGCCAAAGGCAAGGAGGUGCACAGGGUGGCGGCGCCCAAUGAAUCAACACCGGCUACCCCUGGGAGAUCACAGAUUUUUAGGAAGCCCAACAGAAAGCCUCCACAUGAAAGCAGUGCUUCAGGCAGCAUCAGCAGGGAUGCAGGAGUUUCUUGCAGCGAAACCGGCAGCAGGUCAAGAGACACUCCUGGGCGUGAUUUACUGGCUCGGCUUAAGGAGAGGGUGAACACAUCAAGGAAACGAUCGUUGAACAGGGAGAACAGCCCACAGUCGCCGAGUGGAUUCAGUGCUAGUUCCCCGAGCAAUAGUCGAUCGGUCUCAAGGAUGUCGCAUCGGGCAGCUUCGAGGAUAAGAAAAGCUGAUGAAGGUGCAGCAAAUGCAGGAGCUGACGGUGUGCAAAGAAAUGGUGCUGGAGAUGCUAGGAGGAGUUCAGAGAGGAGUGAAGAUGACUUGCUGCUAGUUGAGCAGGUAACAAGAAACCAUGUGCCUUCUGAACGGUUUCUUUCUGGAUUCAUGGCGAGAUACAGAAGCGGUCUUCAUGGAGAGCUUUCAUUUCUGGACGACAGCAUGGAGGACUCAAAUGGAUACUUGCGCUUUGAUGUGGGUGGAAUUGAAGAGCUUGAGAACUACUUCAUAUUCAAUGAUCGGCAUAGAGGAAUGAGGAUGGAUAUCGACGGCAUGUCCUACGAAGAAUUGCUUGCUUUGGGAGAGCGAAUUGGUACUGUAAACACAGGUCUUUCAGACUGUGCAUUGUCCACGUGCCUGAACAGGAGCCUCUACAUGCCCACAGCUUCAGGUUCUCAUGAAGAUUGUGAAAGAAAAUGCAGCAUAUGCCAGGCAAGUACAUUUGUACCAGAUUGUUCUGUAGCAGGAUAUUAG